AUGAGGACACUGAAGACAGGCGGAGCGGUCUACGAGGCAAACUGCAUCGCCGCCGCAAAAGCCCAACUAACUCUAACCGCCCUCCCAACCCAUCACUUCCAUCCUCCCCCCUCCUCCUCCACUGCCUCAACGUCUGCCGCUGUGGCGUCUGCCACGCGCCUCAACAUGACUUACAACCAUGACACACCAACCAACACCAACAUCAUCACCGUCGACACCAGUGGUGAGGACCUGUUCUAUACCUGUCUUCAUUCCAACCGCACCUUCACCUCGCUCGUCGGCCUGAUCAGUCACUUGCGGAUCCAUCGCACAGAGACUGGCGAACCAGUGCCUGGAGCACCAACCUACACUCGUCGUAUCCGCCUCAAUUGCCCUCACUGCACCCGCACAUACAUGCACCGCAUGCGCCUAUUCGGUCACAUGCAUAUUUACGAGAGCGGAAUUAAUCGGAGGCCUGAAACACCUAGCAUGCCUAGCCCAGUUUAA
Molecule: messenger RNA, 486 nt
Organism: Spirometra erinaceieuropaei
Lineage: Eukaryota; Metazoa; Platyhelminthes; Cestoda; Diphyllobothriidea; Diphyllobothriidae
Source: the annotation of a GenBank genome assembly